AAACACCUUUUCCAUAUCAGGAUUAGCACAAUAAACAUCGACGUCACCGAAUUCUCUCAAAAAUUGUCUACAAGCGCCGCAAGGAGUGGUGAAGUCGUCUUCUUGUCUUGCAACAACAGCCACAGCUUUAAACUUCUUAUUACCUUCGCUGAUCGCUGUUGAAUAAGCGUUUCUUUCAGCACAUAUCCCUACAGUAAAUGAGACGUUUUCAACGUUACAUCCUGUGCAAUGGAACAACCCUUAAGUUCUUUAAAUAUCGAAGAAAAUCGCUUAAAUGAUUUAAAAUCCUUGGGAUAUCACUAUUUAACCAACAAAGAUUCACUAAAAAAGUAUUUUGAAGAUGAAGAGUUUAAAAAUAUCACAAAACCACCAAAAACCAAAACAGCUUUUGAUCUUUACAUCGAACAAUCAAAUUUUGGCACAAUAUUCACUUUUUUACCCGGAUUGGAUUCUAUUUUAUCUGAGGAAAUAGUUUCUGGGAAUAUAAUCGAGUUAUAUGGUGAAAGUGGUAGUGGAAAAACUCAAAUUUGUUUAAGAUUAUGCGUAAAUGUCCAAUUACCGACGCUUUUUGGAGGAAGAGAUGGGGAAUCUUUGUAUAUUUGUACUAAUUAUAACUUUUCAAAAAGUCGAGUUGAAGAAAUCGCUUUAGAAACAAUAAAUAGGUUCAACAACGCGGGUUUAAGCGACUUUAAUUUAACCAUCAAAGAAAUGUUAUCAAAAAUAACCCACAUUCAACUCAAUCAUUACGCAGAAUUAAUCGCCGUUGUUAUACACUUAAAGAGAUUAUUAAAAACGAAAAAAAUUCGCUUAAUAAUUAUCGAUUCCUUAACAAUUUUAGCUGAAGAAAUAAAUUUCGAGGAUAGAAGAGGGUUUUUAUUCACUCUUCUUUCAGAUUUACAAAAAUUAGGGGACCAACACGGAUUUGCGAUUAUAUUAACAAAUAACAUAACUUUAGGGAACGAAAGCAAAGAAAUAACAAAAAUACCAGCUUUGGGCGAUAAUUUUUUUCACCGCAUCAACUCCCGAAUCGAAUUAAAACGUGUUUCAAAUAAUAAUUAUAAGGCGACGUUAAUUAAAAGUUGUGUGAAUGCAAAAAAAGAUAAUUAUUUUAAUAUUUAAUAAAUAAAUUAUUGCUGAUUUGGUUGCAUAACCUCCAUAAAUCAUAUAAACCUUACUUUUUAACGA
This is a messenger RNA of Onthophagus taurus, 1185 nucleotides long. RefSeq names its product DNA repair protein RAD51 homolog 3. Gene Ontology annotation, cellular component: replication fork; Rad51B-Rad51C-Rad51D-XRCC2 complex; Rad51C-XRCC3 complex. Gene Ontology annotation, molecular function: ATP hydrolysis activity; ATP-dependent DNA damage sensor activity; crossover junction DNA endonuclease activity. The record is from RefSeq and is a predicted model, not a curated record. Gene Ontology annotation, biological process: meiotic DNA recombinase assembly; DNA repair; reciprocal meiotic recombination. NCBI's taxonomy places the organism in Eukaryota, Metazoa, Arthropoda, Insecta, Coleoptera, Scarabaeidae.